Messenger RNA from Struthio camelus australis, 7436 nucleotides. NCBI's taxonomy places the organism in Eukaryota, Metazoa, Chordata, Aves, Struthioniformes, Struthionidae. The record is from RefSeq and is a predicted model, not a curated record.
UCUUUUCUAUGAGAGAGGAAAAAUCAACAUUUAAUAGCCUUUAUAUGUAAAGAUGAUACUACUCUCAUAUAAAUGAGAAAUAAGGCUCAGUAAAAGACAGAGCUGGGAUGUAUUUUAAGCAAUGAGAAAGAAUUUUCUUGCUUAGAUUACUGCAACUCUUACAUGUAUCUUAAAUCUCAGUCUGUUUGAGCUCUCAGUUUCUCCCAUCAUUCGUAUCUGGUUGAAGAGUUUAUUCUGCCUGUAUAAACUAUUUGGUGCACAUGCAAGGUAAAGUUGUCUUUAUUUAAAAGGAACUUUCCCAUGGUUGGUUUUUUUUUUUUUGUAACUUAAAUGACCUUGGUUCUAGCUCAUCUUAGAUUGUGUAAAUUUUUAAUUACUCCCUGAAAUUAAUCAGAUGUACUAAGCAAAUACUUAGAAUUUGGUGGUUUUACUGGCUGAUUACAUAGCUGUAAAACUCCAUUGUUAUUUCAAAAUAUAUAAAAUGUUUUGGACUUAUCUAGAAGUCUUCUAUGAACAUAAUCAGAAUGACACUGUAAGAUAGGACUCUUCUGUAUUCAAGUGUUAUGUCAGGCACUGUAAAAUCAAUGAGUGACUCAAAAUCAGUUACUGAAAGAAGAUCUUAAAGGAAUACUUCUGUUGAACACUAAGCAGCAAUGUUCAUUUGAAUAAGUGCAUGUAAGAAUGUCCCAGUAUGCCAUUAAGGUCAUUUUGUUUACAAGUUAACCUUUAUAAACUACUUUCAUGAUGCUUCGAAAAAAUUCUGCUAAGAGGCUAGGACUGAAGGCUAAAGGGUUUUGUUUUAGAACUUGAAAGGAAGGAAGAUGGAAACACUGAAGCAGAUGGUGAUUGUAUGUUGGUUUUUUACAGCAAACUGAGCUAUAACUACACUAACUUCCAGGUAAUGUCGAACUAAACUGUUUCUGUGCACUAGCUAGUGCCACAAAAAACAUACAGCUGGAAGGUAGCAGGCUGUAAUAAGUGCUUCAUUCUACAGUAUAGCUGUGCAUCUCUGGUGUGGAAUGUAUUGAUUCUCAUGAAUAACCUCCAAUAUAAGAAAAACUCAGAUUAGGAGAUACUUGCAGAUUUUUAACUAUGUAACUGUGAUGAGCAAGCUUUCGUAUGUUUUUCCUCCAAGCUGUCGCUAACAGUUUCUGAUGAAAGAACAAACUGCUAUAAUGCUUAAAUGUACUAAAAUUUGUUCUAGCUGGCUGAGGUUUCCAUAGAUUUUUACAACUUAAAUAGUACUAACCUGGAAUGCAAUAUGUAAGAAUUUCAGGCUAGGUAUAAAUAACUUAAAUAUUGGAAAAAGUUCAUCCUUCAGUAGAUAAUUAUUCCUAACAAACCCCUCAAGUGCCUGAAAGAUAUUUUAAGAUGAAGUAAUGACGUUGAUCAGUUGCUAGUGUGAAUCUUAAGUACUUCUUGUUGCUGAAGAUGUGUUGUUUUUUUUUCAUGGUGAUAACUAUUGGUUUAAAAAAACACCACAGUAAGGCUUGGUAUGUUUUCAGUACAAGCUUGAUUUCCUAAGCGCUUGGAAUUUAAUGAAUAGUACAAGAAGGUUAUUUUCUGUGGUUAUGUGCUGUAGGCUAAUGUUUACCCUAAAGCUCCAACCCACAUAGGAGAGGCUAAGAUAGCAGUUUCUGGAAGAGCUAGUUUUUGACUUUCUAAAGUCAAAUGGCUAUUCAGCUGUGUGCUGCAGACAGCCUUAUCCAUACCAUAGUGAACAAAGAUGUUGUAUUAUGUCACUUUAUUUGCUGGUGGUCGCUCUUUUUCAGAUGAUACUGUGGUGAUGCUGUACUGGUUGGGCCUGCCCUUCCUCUAGAUGAGGAAUGAAUGUUUUUGUCCUUUACUUGUUGUGUGGUUGGUCAAAACUGGUUUUACUCUUGGUAAAUGUCAAUGAGGAAAAAUGUAGAUCCAUUGUAUCUGUAGUAAAUAUAAAAAUCCUUUCACUUUUUCAAGUCCCUUUGUAUGGGUUUCUUCUAGCAGAAAUAUAUAUUUUAAGCCAUGCAUAUAUGCUGUUAACUUCAGACUUUUGUAUUUGCAUUCUGCAUAGUAAUGUCUCUAGGUGGCUAGCAUUUGUAAGAGUGCAGAGACUUAUUACAGGAGAAACUUAUUUGUGCCAACAGACUAAUUUUCAUAAAAUACAAUUAUUUUGAAAUAUGUUUGAGAGGUUUAGGGGACUUUUUUGAGCCUUUGAUUAAAAAAUGAAGUUGUCAAACUAGCUCAAAUAGAGGCAUCCUGAGCGGUUGAGGACCAAGUACUGUGUGUGUUAGGGGUUUCCAUUACAUAACACUAUAUUGGACGCAAUGUGCGGACUUCACUGUAUAGAAGGAUAAAGUAGGUGGUACCUAUAUAGCAAGCUGUUCCAUCUUUCCUUAUCUUGUUGGGAGCUCUUCAGAUUGAGGGUCCAGUGCCAAAGAUGGCAGUAGCUAGAAAGUGUAUUGAAGAUCACUUCAGUUCUUCUAGUAGAUUCUUAUUUGUAAGAUGCAGGCAAUGGUUAAACUAAUCAUCUGAGAGCUCUGUCCUAAUUCAAGAGUAUAGUAAGUUGAUACUACACUUCAAGCAUGCAAUUAGCACUUAAAAUAAGUGGAUUCCCCCCCCCCCUUUUUUCUUUUCCUCUUAAUUAGAGGUGGUAGGAAUACUGAGACUAAGCAGAAAGAUGAAUUUUCCUUUGCAUUUGUGGUACUUCUACUAGUGAAGUUAGUGUAUGGACCUUCAAGGAUAUUGUUGAGCUUACUUCAACUCUCUUGUCAUUUUGGAUAACUUGUUAUCUGUAUCUUUUUACUCUUGUAAAUGCUGGUUUUGCAUUCCACUUCUUCCAUAGUUGCAGCCACUCAAAACGCUGCAUGUGUAUUUUAACUUGGGCUGCUUUGGACUCCUUUUUUCAUCUGCUUCCAUUAACUGCCUCCUAAAUAGCUUGAUGCAAAAGAGCAUGUGACCUAGUGUCAAUUUUUCGGCGCUCUCAAGGCAGAGAUGUUCUAGUCGAACACAUUUUGAAACCUGGAACUAUUUUCAAGUACAAAAUCUCUAGCACCUGGAAUAUACUUCAUAUGUCAGGAAUCAGUUGCUUUGAGAAAUUCUUGCUCUGUAAAUGUUAGUAUGUUGUUAGUAUUUAUUUUAAUUCGAGCGAGCUUGUGUGAGAUAUGACAAAGUCUGGCUGUUUUGCAAGGUUGGGGUCACACCAAGGAACCUGGAAGCAAAACAGGAAAUACUGAUUUGUUAGCUGCAGUUCUCACUGCUUUCAUGUGACUUUGAGGAGGAAUCUAAAGACUUCUGUAAAAACAAUGCAGAUCGUCACUUCUGAAUGCAAUACUGUUUUUGUGCUUCUGUACAUUAAUUGGAGAUAUGGCUCCAACCUAGGAAAAAUUAUUCAAGAAAAGCUGUUUCAUGAUGAUGAGGAACCAUGGAUUGUAAUAUGCUAUGCUAAUGCUACUAUGCUUGCAUGGUGUUAUUUUUGCACCUUAUGGCCCUGUUUGGAAGCAACAGAGGAAAUUCUCUCUCUCAACGCUUCGUCAUUUUGGAGUAGGAAGGCUUAGCUUAGAACCUAAAAUCAUUGAGGAGCUGAAGUUCAUAAAGGAAGAAAUGCUAAAGCAUGGAAAGGAUGCAUUUAAUCCCUUUCCGAUUAUUCGCAAUGCAGUGUCCAACGUUAUCUGUUCCAUGGCUUUUGGAAGGCGUUUUAACUACGAAGACAUUGAGUUCAAGACCAUGCUGAAGAACAUGGCCCGUGCGCUGGAGCUAAGUGUGAACAGCUCUAUGAUCCUGGUCAAUAUCUGCCCUUGGCUGUACUACCUUCCCUUUGGGCCUUUCAGGGAACUUAGACAAACAGAAUUAGAUAUUACUGCUUUUCUAAAGAAAAUAAUUGCACAGCACAGGGAUACACUGGAUGCAGCAAAUCCCAGGGACUUCAUUGAUAUGUAUUUCCUCCAUGCAGAGGAAGAGAGGAACAAGGAGAGCAGUUUUAAUGAAGACUACUUAUUUUUUAUCAUUGGUGACCUCUUCAUUGCAGGCACAGACACCACUUCCAACACGUUGUUGUGGUGCCUGCUCUAUAUGUCUCUCUACCCAGAAGUACAAGAGAAGGUUCAUGCAGAAAUUGAAGCAGUUCUAGGACGUGACAAAGUUCCCUCUCUUACCCACAAGGCUCAAAUGCCUUUCACAGAGGCAACCAUUAUGGAAGUGCAAAGGAUGACUGCAGUUGUUCCUCUUUCUAUCCCUCGAAUGGCCUCAGAAACUGCUGUGCUGCAAGGAUAUACUAUUCCUAAGGGCAGUGUGAUUGUGCCCAACUUGUGGUCCGUACACAGAGACCCUAAUAUUUGGGAGAAACCGGAUGACUUUCAGCCGACGAGAUUUCUGGAUGAAAAUGGCGAGCUAAUUAAGAAAGAGGCCUUCAUUCCUUUUGGAAUGGGUAAACGUGUGUGCAUGGGAGAGCAGCUGGCAAAAAUGGAGCUGUUCUUAAUUUUUGCAAGUCUAAUGCAAAGUUUUACGUUUUUGUACCCUGAAAAUGCUACAAAACCAUCUAUGGAGGGAAGGUUUGGUCUAACUUUAGCUCCAUGUCCAUUCAAAAUAAUAGCUUUGAAGAGAUGAUACCACAUCAAGAAAGAUUACAUGAAGAAGUACUGCACUUAUUAAAUUCAGCUUUCUUUUGUUUCUAGCUUAUUUUGCUACUUUCUUUCCAGAAAAACACCAACUGCAUAGACUUUCAUAAUCAGUGAGAAUGAUCCUUGAUACUUCUGGAAAUAAAAGAUUUUGUUACGUCAGCUGUUGCAUUCCACAAAUGAACUGACAACACUGUAGUUUGCAAUUUGAUAUUGAAACUUGCUGGGUAUUCUUCCCACCUCUCCAUCUGUAAGCUGUGACUGUCAGUUUGUCAAAUGUUAAUUACGUGAGAAUGGUCCAAAACAUAUGUUAAUGCAUUAGUGAAUAAUAAUUGUUAUUUUGGUAAAAGCAGUGAAUAAGCAUUCAAUUUACCAAGUGAGUGAAGGACAUGAUCUAAUACCAAAGCAUUAAUGAAUCAAAGGGUGUUAGCAUUUUCAGGGUAAAGAAACACUGUACCUGAGUAUAAAUAAUGAAAAAUACUUUUUAAAAAUAACUAAAUGACACUUUUUUUUUUUUAAAUCUUGGAGGAUUCUUUUUUGUAAGUAACUCAUAGACUGGAUCAAGUCAAUUCUGAUUCCUGGAUCCAAACGUUUUUGACUAUCAGGGCUCACUGUAAAAAUGCAGAUACCAACUGUAAAGCCUAUGCCAUGCUUGCUGGCUUGGGGCCAUGAAAGGAGGGUUCAGAGUCUGGAUGUAGAUGUUUUAUCUCAGCUUAUAAAUGGGACCUAUUUCCCUAAAACAAAGCAAAAGAAGUCUCUUCGCUCUGGCUGACUGACUCAGAGCUCUUCACAAUGACCAAGCAGAUGUCCAAGAGUACAUCUGUGCUGUCUCUUCAUAUUCUCCAUGGGCCCCAUGUCGAUGGUGGUGGCUUGUUUGCUGGCUGCAGUUAGGAUUAGACCAAGAGCCUGCUCUUUGGGAAAAUGUGUACAUGGAUAAUACGGAAGUUGGACCUUGCACUCAGUUUCUGCCUUUGUGGGCAACAUGGACACAACUGUCACGUCUUGUUUGGCUUUGAGAGCUGGAGUCUUAUUUCAAAUAUGGCAUCAAAGGCACUGCAGAUGUAGCUCUUAAAGAUUUAGGCAUGGAAAAUGAGGAAUCUGGCAAACUUGAGGCUUGACUGCAGAGGCUCUCUCUUUGUUAUUUUGGAUAUGGAGUAAAAAGAUCUAUAGUUCAUACAAUAUAUCAGUAUCCUACUCUUCUCAUGCACAUUUUUAAUGCUGUUUAGCAAUAUUAACUAACAAUUGGGGAAGUCUAUUGUUAUGCAUUUCAGAAUGGAACGCUUGUUCUGCAUAAGCUUGCCUUUUAUUUGAAAGUUCUCUCAAAUGUUUAAUCUUCUGGGGUCAGGCAACAAUUAACCUUUAAGUAAUUGUUCUUAACCAUCUUUAAAUUUUUAUGCACCUUUUGGUUUUGCAGAACUUCAGAGAAAAUAAAUCAAUAAUGCUCUUCAAAGGAAGUUGUAUUUCUGUCUUUUUUGUCUCCCACUGGAGAUCUAGACAAUACUAGUAGGCCGAGUAUUGUCUAACUCUUGAUAUUACAAUUACAAGACUGUAAUGUGAAAUUGACUGUAAAAUGGAAUUGGGUAGUCUGUAGCAGAAACAGAAACUAAAUUCUAAAAGAAAAUUCAACUCCUGAAUUUAAAUUACCUCUAUUCUUGUCUCUUUUUCACUUGAAGCUUUAAAAAUCAGGUAGUGCCUAGCAAAUACUGUAAAACAGUUACCUUGGGUAUAAAAUUUUCUGUUUAUUCUUUUGAAUAACACAGUGACUUAAUUUCUAAACGAUGAAUUUGGUUGGUAAGGUACUGUACUGUUUGUGUGAGAACUUCCACUGCUUAUAUAAGCUAACUUUUCACCUUAUAGGUUAGUGCAUGCUUGCAUUAAAUACCUGUAUGAAAUUUUUGGAAAACCCCAUAGUAUAAUGAAAAGUUUAAUUAGUACCAAUGCUAGUUAUACUAACACUGAACUUUGCUAAAAGCUGAUAACCUUGCAAUAAUAAGCAUUUACUUCUUAAUUUUCUGCAAGGAAUAAGGAGGUUCUGUACGGUUGGGAUUUUUGUCUGGAAAUCUUUAAAAUAAUAAUGCCUAAUUGCAAAGCAAAAAUUAAAUGCUGAUAAUAUUUAUCUUUCUGUUAGAAUGUCUCUUUAAGCAGCAAAAUAAUCUUGAUAUGCAGCUGAUGAUUUAUAUAAAAUUCUGUCCUUUGAAUCAAGGAGGAUAUAUUUUAAAAGCACUUUAGAUUUUUUUUUUUUUAACAGAUUCCAGGAAGACACAAUUCUCGUAAUCUCCUAGUCAGUGAAAUUGUAGAUAUUUGUACUCGUUUUGCCUGUUGAGUUUAGUUUAAAAUGCACCUUUGAAAAUUAUCUUUCUACAAACGGUACCUUAAGAGUACCGUUGGUUUUGGUGAUAACUAUAAUUGUGCUCCAUAGUGCAACAAGCUGAAAAUGCAGAUGUGAAGGUGCAGCCCUGUUAAUGUCAGCCAGAAAGCAAGGUGCUGUUGCAAAUCACAACAAAAAAAAUACAUAUGUAUUCCAGAUAUACUGAAAACUUCACAGGAGGAUGCCAUGAAAGUGACUAAACUCUACGAUAAAAGCAAUGAAAUGUUUUUGGUUGUAAAAAUGUGUAGCCAUUUUUGGUAGACUGCAAGUAAAGUGGUGGCAGAUGUGGUUUGUAUUGUAAAUGUACCCCUCCUUCCUUUUUUUCGGGCAGAAUCAUCUCAGAUGCCUUAUUGAAAUAUAUAUAUUUAUGUAACUGGAUGUCUAUUUCUGAAUGCUGAAAGUGGCUGUAUUUCUAAAUAUGACUUCAGGAUUUGCUUCAGUAUCAUUUUAUUUUUAAUAAAGUCAUUCCUAAGUAA